UCCCGCAUCAGGAAGCUAGGCUACAGGCAUCUCCAUAGGUCUCGCGAAAUGUGCGGAAGAAGACCUCUCUUUAUGGCUCCAUGUAACGCUAUACCUCAUUUGGUUUCGCACCAUGAGGCCUCCCAUACUUUGAGCUUCUGAAACGUCACCUAGAUGACAUCCGCUUUUGCCGAUCAUCCUUCAAGUACCCGCUGGUGUAAUCACUUAUCGAGUCCAUCGUGCAAUUAUCCUUAGCGAAAGUCGAAACAGCGACUCCGGUUAGGGAAAGAGCAGCGACGUUCGAGAAUGGUAGGGAGCGGAUUCUAAGAAUCCUCCAUAACUGACCAUUCUUCGGUUAGGGAAGCCUCCUGGACAGAAGCCACAAUGGUUUCAACGGAACGCCCUUCUAAGAUGAAAGAAGCCAUGGCGGAAGGCCUUAACGAGGCCAAAGCUUGGGCCCGGAAUCGACCCGAGGUCAUUAAAGUGGCCUGCCUCGCCUUAGCUCUCUCGCUCCUAAUCUUAAUCUACGCUCCAGGAUUCUUUUUCGGGCUGCUAGUCGGCGCUUCAUCCGUGAUUGGCGGCGAGAUUCUCCUUCUGAAGCAUCUGUGGACGAAGAUUCGUCCUCCGAAGAAGGAAGGUUCGGAAGCAGGGAAUGCGCCUGUGCCAGAUGCUGUACCCGAAGACCUUUUGGAAGCAACCUCGAUUCUGAAAGAGAGCGUGGCGUGGCUCUCCCUCCGCCCGUGCGAGGCGGACGAGGGCAAGACGGGGUCGGGCAAGCUGCGCAAGAACGUGAAGCACUUCGCCCCGCUGCUGCGCCUGGCGACCCUGGAGGUGGACGAGCGGGUGCUGGUGCUGGUGGGCAAUCAGGGGGAGUCGGAGGCGAUACAGCUCGAUGGGUGUGAUGUCAAGAGCUUCUCGGAGACCAGCGGCCCGGAGAAGAGAUGGGCUCGCAAGUUCCCCAUUCGCAUCCGCCACCCUUCCCGCCCCCUCUGGAGCCAAUCAAAAGAGUUCUUCAUCUACUUUCCCAACGGCCGCGUUAAGCAGGCCUGGUGCCGAGCCUUGCGCGCCGCAGCCUUCCCCGAGGCAGACGACACCCUCUGGCAGGUUCGGGUCUCCCAAGCCUACGCCAUCUACCUGGGGAAGAUCCGAGCCUCGCGCCCGGACCUCUGGGUGAAUGUGGAGGCGACGGAUUUGGAGGGCGGGGGGAGGGAUGCGCGAGGAGCAGCAGGGGGAGGAGCAGGGGCGUUUUCUGGCGAGGAAUCAAGUGGAGAAGGCGGGUUGUGGGGGAGUUUCAGCAUGAGCUCCUGGGGCAGUGGUAGCGUCAGUGGGGGGAGCAGUUGGAACGUCCGAAGCGGCAGCUUCGGCACGGCAGGCUCGGAGGGAUCCCUGCUCCGGCCACCGAACCUGAAGGCACUGUUUCGGAAAGAUCAGUCCCUGUCACAGCAGCAGGUUCAGGUUCAGCGGCCACUGCUGCCCCUGCCAGCGCCACCGCAGGCUGCAUCCAGUCCUAGUCCUCGGCAAGUAGCACCAGGCGCAGCAGUGGGGGGACCAGCAAGUGCAGCAGCAGCAGCAGCAGCAGAACCAGCAGGAACGGGGUUGUCGCAGUUCCAGCACCAGCACCAGCACCAGCAUCAGCAUCAGCACCAGCAGCAGCAUCAGCAUCAGCACCAGCAGCAGCAUCAGCAUCAGCACCAGCAGCAGCAUCAGCAUCAGCAGCACCAUCAGCAUCAUCAUCAGCAGCAUCGGGACAUUUCCCCUCUGCAAGCUAUCCCCUCUGGCCGCCCACUUCCGCCCUCCCUAUCCACACAGUCAGACGCUGCUAGCACUGCUGCCAGUGGUUAUGGUACUGGUGGCGUGGGUGGGGGUGGCAGCAUUGGGGGCAGAGGCAGCAUUGGUGGGGGCGGCAGCGUUGGUGGGGGCGGCAGCGUUGGUGGGGGUGGCAGCAUUGGUGGGGGCGGCAGCAUUGGUGGCAGUGGUAGUGUCGGUGGCGGUGGUGCCGGUGCUGGUGUUGUUGCUGCUGCUGGUGCUGGUGGUUGGGGUGGGGGAUGGGAGGACGGGCCAGCAGGCGAGGAGAGCUCUCGCUGGGCCAUGAAGCGCAGCCACACCGACCCUUCCCUCCCUCGCCCUAAGCUCUACAGCGCUGACCCCACCAGCAGCGCUGACACCACAAGCAGCAGUAGUGACCACAGCUCUACGUCCGCUUCCUUUGGCACCAAUUCGUCUGGAAUUAGCUCGUCUGGGCUCAGGAAGCGGGGGCACGGGGACCGAGCGCAGCUGGAAGGAGUCUCAGAGGGGGGCGUUUUGCUGGCCGAUAUCCCAUUUCCACCAUCCGUGUCAGCACCAUCCGCAUCUGCACCAUCAGCAGGAGCAGCAGGAGCCGCAGCAGGAGCAGGAGCAGGAGCAGGAGCAGGAGCAGGAGCAGGAGCAGCAUGGGCGGCAGGUGCAGGGGAGGAGGGUGUGGAGGGGGAUGGGCCGGGGGUAUUUAGUGGGCCGGUGACUCAGGCAGAGGCAGCUGCCGCCGUUGCUGCCAUUGAAAUGGCACAUGGGGCACAUGGGGCACAUGGGGCACAUGAAGAACCACUAGACACGAUCUAUUCUGGAGAGCCUGCUCUUCCUCCUGAUGCUUCUGCUAGUGCACACAGUGGUGCUGCUGCUGCUGCUGGCAUUGGGGGGGGCAGUGGCGAGCCGGAGGGGGCGGUGCAGUGGGCGAAUGCGCUUCUGUGCCGGCUCUACUUCGACCUCUCGCAGGAGGACGCGCUCAGCAAGAAGCUGCAGGCCAAGUUCUCGGAGAAGCUGUCUCUGGUGAUCACGCCAUCCAUCAUGGGGCCCAUCUCCUGCACCCGCCUCUCACUGGGCCCCAUCCCUCCGCUCAUCCGCUCCAUGCGCACUGUCAACCUCGCCAUGCCAGGAGGCGACCUGGCUCUAGAUGUGGAUUUGGAGUUCAAGGGAGCAGCCAGCAUGGCCAUAGAGACGAGCAUUGACAUGCGAGAGACUCAGUUCCUCAAAAUGUGGGAAGAGCGGGACCUUUCCCGGGCAGAAAAGGACUCCGAAAGGAAGGCGGAAUACUCCGGGCAGGUGGAAAAUACUCCAUUGGGAGCAGGCAUGGAAGCGGGUAUUAGUGAAGAGUCAACGGGAGGUUCGGCAGCUGCGGGAGGAGGUUCGGAUGGAGCAGGUUCGGCCGGACCUGAGCGGCUGGUUCGACGAGGGUCGGGCAUGGGAGAGGCGUUGAUGAGUGACGAGACUGCAGCUGCUCUGGUGGGAGACUUGGAAGUUGCUGAUGAUGUGAAUAUAGAGGGCGCUGCUGCAGCUGCUGCUACAACCGCUGCUGCAGGUUCAGCCAAGGGCACACCAGCCAAGCCAGGCAGGAAGAAGAAUCUCAUCCGAGGGGUCCGCGGCAUGGUCAGCAACAUGGCCAAUAGUCUCUCCCAGGUCCCCCUGACCCUCUCCUUCAACAUCACAUCGGUUAAAGGAACACUGCGCAUCCGGGUCCCUGCCCCUCCCUCCGACCGUCUCUGGAUGUCGUUCGUUGAGAUGCCCGAGAUCGAGAUGCAAUCCCUGCCGUCCAUUGGCGAUCUCAAGCUCAAGCGCUACCCCAUGGCCACUCUCCUUAUAGAGAAGCUCAAGGCCCUAAUCAAGCGCUCUCUGGUGCAGCCGAGCUGUGUGGACGCCAAGCUGCGAUUCAUGCCCUCAGACCCCCACAACCAUGCCAACCCUGCAUGCUCCCAUUCACCUGAAACGCCAAACCCUGAGCUUUUCCCCCCGUCAACCCCUCCCCCCUCCCCCCCACAUCCCUGUCAGGCCCUAAUCAAGCGCUCUCUGGUGCAGCCGAGCUGUGUGGACGCCAAGCUGCGGUUCAUGCUCUCAGACCCCCACGACUGGUUACCGCGUCAACCCUGCAUGUUACCCUGGCGCCCCCCCGUCGAUGCCUCUGUCACCCCCCCUCCCUCCACCCUCCCCUCCUCCUCCUCUGCCUCGACAUUCUUCACUCCCUCUACCUCUCAAACCUCCCUCUCGGGCUUGGACCAGGCCUCCAAUGCUGGCUCGGAUAGCCGAGCCUCGGAUGCCCGAACCUCUGCGCUGAAAGGCUCGGGAGCAGGCUUGGAUGGGGAAGGCAGGGGUGGGGAGGCAGCAGGUGACGGAGCUUCGGAAGGGAGUUUGGGUUUUUAUCAAGGUCCCGGAAUGACUAGUGGUGAUUCUGGUGGGUUUAGCAGCAGCAGUGGUGGCGGUGCUGCUGCUGCUGCUGCUGCUGCUGCUGCUGCGAGUGGUGGGCUGGUGAGCGGAAAAGGUAUGCGGGAAGGAGCAAGGGCGUCAGUGAGGGGGUUGGUAGGCGGGAUAAUGUCCAGGAGGCACGGCACAGGGAUGAACAGCCCUGUGCUGGACCUAGUAGCAAGGCGCUCCGGCAGCGGCACAAACAGCACCGGUGUCGUCAUGGCUGCUGCUGGUGGCGGUGGUGGCAGUGGCAGCGGUGGUGCUCCUAGAUCGCCUGUGAGAGCCGUUACAGGCAUAGCCAAGGCUGCAAUGCUGUCAAGUGGGGGAGCCAGCAGUGGGGAUUCUGCUGGGGGAGGGGGGGCUGGUGGGGGAACAGGAAAAGGAGGACCUGCUGGAUCGAGCUCUCUCAGUGGCAGUGGUGUCAGUGGUACCAGUGGUGUCAGUUGUACCAGUGGUGGCAGUUGUACCUGUUGUGUCAGUUGUACCAGUGGUGUCAGUGGUGUCAGCGGCUCUAUAGUCCCCUUUAGCCCCCGCCUGUGCCCCUCGUCUCCAUUAAGGCGACUCUCCCCCUUCCAUGUGGCCACAGCCGAGCAGGACUCACAGCAACCGCAUCCGCAGCAACAACACUGGCAACAGCAGCAGCAGCAGCACCAGCUGUUGCAAGAUACCACUGGGGCCACCCCCCUAGUCCUACAAGCCAUCCCAGCAGCAGCUACUGCAGUUACAGCAGCAGCAGCAGCCGCAGCUACAGCUGCAGCCAACGCCAUGCCUGCCUCCUACACCUCGUCACCCCCCAGUAUCCCGCCGGCCUCCUACUCUACCUCCUCGCCCCUUUCCGCUCCUCUUGCCACCCCUCCUCCUGCCUUCUCCUCCACCUCCACUGCUCGCCAGCUCUACUCUGUCGCCAAGUCUCACCUCAAGAGCGCAGCGUAUGCGAUCAAGCCCUCCUCCUCCGCCUACGCUUCCUCGAAUACCCUCGCUGCCGAUGUUGCUAGGGCUACAGAUGAGUAUGUUUCGGCAGCAGCAGCUGCUGCUCCUGCCGCUGCUGGUUCUCCUGAGGUUUCGGUAAUUGGAACUGCUUCGGCAACAGAUGCAGCAGGCUCGGGGCGAGGCUCGGCUGCUGUCAACGGCACAGGUUUGAAGGCAGGCUCGGCAGAGGUACGGCUUCGGCAGGACGCCUCGCCACUCCCAGUGCUCCGUCUCUCGUCGUCGAGCUCGUCCUUGGCUACAUCUGACACACCGCCAGACUUUCUCCCUAAUUCCACUUCAUCCUCAUUAUUGCCCGAUCCGCUAGUGUUAGAGAACCCGGCCAAGCCGCAGACAAGCCACGCCACUAAGGGCAGUGAAAGCACGGAUGCUGGAGAGGAUACGAACGCAGGCAGUGGACUGGGCACGUGUAUGUUCACAGGAAGUGGUGUAAGGGGCAAUGGCCUCGGUGCUGGUGGCGUGGUUGGUUUGGGCGGUGGCAUGGGCAGUGGCAUGGGCAGUGGCAUGGGCGGUGGCAUGGGCGGUGACAUGGGCGGUGGCAUGGGCAGUGGCAUGGGCAGUGGCAUGGGCGGUGGCAUGGGCAGGGGGCGCAUGAGAGUGAGCAUGGCUGGGGAGCUUUUCGAAGGGCUUAGAAUCUCCAAGGCAUCAAGAAUGGCUGCUAGAGAGAGGAGGAGAGGCGGAAGGGGACGAGGAGGAGCAGGAGGGGGGGGUGGUGGUGGUGGUAGUGGUAGCGGUGGUGAGGUAGAUGGGGAUGCAGGCUUGGCAGAAGACACAUCAACACAGCAGCAACCUGUAAGGGGGUUCGAGGCAUUCAAGCAGAGUCUCAGCGUGCUGGGGACUGAGUGGGGGGAGAGGGGGAGUGGGAAGGAGCGGGAGAGGGAGAGGUGGGCCAGGGCAGCGUUUGCAAGAGUGACAACGAUGAGAAAGAAAGCGAGGGGGAGUUGGGACGAAACUUCUUUCGAAACCAUGGAGGAUGCAGAAGAUAUCGCAUUGGAUUCUGAGUUUGCUGGGCCUUCUGGGGUUUCAGGAGGGGUGAGGACUUCUGAAGACUAUAGCUCGGGUCUGUUUGCAGGGAGAACUGCGUUGAUGAUGAUGGGGGGGGGCGGGGGGUUUCGGGGUGUGGGCAGCAGUGUUGCAGGGGGAGGGGGUGGUGGAGGCCUGGUUGGGGGACUUCGGAAAAUUGCAAGAAGCAAGAGCGGGAAAGGCAGGGGAGAGGGAGGCACAAGGGGCGGACAGGUGGAGGUGGAUGGAGUGGGGGAGGAGGAGGGGGCGGCGCAUGAGGGGGAAGGGGGGGGAGAAACGUGGGCUGAUGCAGGGAGUUUUCCGGUGCCGAUUGUGAGGACUAGGAGCUUGGACGUGGGGGGGAAGGAGGUGCAGAAUAAGGAGGUUGUGAGAAGCCAGCUGUCGUCUCGUAGUGUGCGAGGUAUGGAGGUGAGUGGUGACAGUGGGGGAGAGAAGGCAGGUGCUGGCUCAGGUGCUGGCUCAGAUGCUGCCUCAGGUGGUAGCUCAGGUGCUGCCUCGGGUGCUGCCUCAGGUGCUGCCUCAGGUGGUACAACCAGAAAGUUAGCUUCAGCUGAUUUAGCUUUGGGGGAGGGUGGAGGAGAGGAUGGGGAGAGUGGGGAGGAGAGGGAGGACAGGUGGGGGGAGAGGAUGUUUAGGGCCAAGGAGUUUGUGGGGCGGAUUGGCAAUAGGGAGGUGCGGGAGAGGCUUGAGGACAAGGCUAAGAAGGUCUUGGGGUUUCUGCAUCGAGGGGAGAAAGGAGAGCAGUAGAAGGAUGCAUGUAUCAGGCAAUAGAAAGAGCAAAACCAAGUCGUAUUGCUUGGGGAUGAUUCAACCGCGUUCCUUGAUAUGUUCAUAUGUGCCAUGGUAUUUCUUUAAGGUUGAGGGGGUGCUUGUGUAUUGUGGUUA
Closterium sp. NIES-67 is the source of this 7083-nucleotide messenger RNA. The record is from the annotation of a GenBank genome assembly. NCBI's taxonomy places the organism in Eukaryota, Viridiplantae, Streptophyta, Zygnematophyceae, Desmidiales, Closteriaceae.